Molecule: messenger RNA, 1004 nt
Organism: Fonticula alba
Lineage: Eukaryota; Rotosphaerida; Fonticulaceae
Exons: 4
Coding region: 94-846 (250 amino acids)
Biological process (GO): mitochondrial translational termination
Cellular component (GO): mitochondrial large ribosomal subunit
Source: RefSeq, a predicted model, not a curated record
CCCCCCCCCCCCCCGCUCUCACCUCCCGUCUGCCUGCCUUUCCUCCUUUUCCCUCGUGACUACGCACUUUCGGUUGAUUGGUGCCCUCCGAGCAUGGCCAAAGCCAUUGGACGUCGUGUUCCUGCGCAGCCCGCGGCAGCCGGUCGCCUGGCCCCUGGCCUCCAGGCCGGCAAAGAGCUCCUGCCCUCCGAGACACUUUGGUCGGAGGCCGAUCUUGAGGACGCGCGGCAGUUUGAUGUCGACAAUUUGAGGAUCCUCUUCGCGUUCGAGUACUACUUCAAGGUCAGGUACUUCCCCGGGCGCAUGCCCGAUGUGGAGCAGACACGCUUCGGCCCGCGUGGAAAAUCGGUCCCCAGACAUUACACCAAAGUCGAGGUGCGCCUGCCGCUGGAUGUGGGCCCCCGGCUGCCGAAGUAUGUCCGGCACAACCUCCAGCACAUGGCAGCCGGCCGGCUCAAUGAGCAUGGUGAGGUGGUCUUCCGAUCGGACGCCUUCAUGUUGCAGUAUUCCAACUAUGAGGCGUGUGUACGGCAGUUUGAGCUUCUCCUCCGUGCGGCGGCCGCCCUGCCUGGGCCGGCUCCCACCCCCCGGCAGGAGAGGAUCAUCGCCCUGUGCGGACUCCCUUUGAGGGCUCCAUUCCAUGCAUGCAUUUCAUCGCCAGGCCUCUCUUCCUCCGGCGACACUAACCCCCGUCUGAUGCUCGGCCUCCGUUCUUGGUCUCUGCGGGUUUCCCCUUCGCCGCCGCCACGCACUCCUGCCUGCCUGCCUGCCUGCCUGCCUGUCUCCGCCUCGCACUCUCUCUUCGCCCCUCCGCACGGGAACGGCUUGUCCUCGCGCGCGCGAUAGGGCUCGCGACUACAAUGAGCGCCGGCUGAGUGAGAAGCGCCGCCGGUCAGAGAUCAAAGAAUCCCGCCAGAUGCUCGUCGAGUGACGGGCCAUCAUCGGGAUCUUCCCUGCCCACACUGUCUAUGCGGUCUGGAUCAAUAACAGAAAGUACCCUACCA